Messenger RNA from Nymphalis io (European peacock), 2350 nucleotides. Its product is annotated as collagen alpha-1(IX) chain-like. Lineage: Eukaryota; Metazoa; Arthropoda; Insecta; Lepidoptera; Nymphalidae. The record is from RefSeq and is a predicted model, not a curated record. Bases 111 to 2231 code for a protein of 706 amino acids. The transcript has 23 exons.
ACCAGUACACGACGUGGCCUAUAAUGGUGAUGCCAUAUACUAAAAUGUGUUCUUAAUUUAAAAAAAUAUCGCCUUCCACAUUUAAAUUUUGUUCCUUUCAUUCAAAUAUUAUGGAUAUUUUUAGGUUGUACUGCAUAGUAUUUUUCAUAUACACGUCAUGUCUGCAGACGGCAAGUGCAAUAGACAAUACAUCUGUGUCACCACUCGCGUCCUCAUGUUCCUCGAUCGGUGGUGUUGAUGUGGAUUUUCAAACUGUGGACUUAAUAGCAGUUUAUCGACUGGACAGAUCAGAUACGACCGGCGUCACUCUCGUCCAAGGUUCCCAAGAUCUGCAGAGAGCGUACAGAAUAGGGGAUGGAGCGAACCUUACAUUGCCUUUGCGGCACGUCUUUCCUAAUGGUCUACCAGAAUACUUUAGCGUUAUAGGGACAUUCAAUGCUCAUAAUCACCGACGGCCUUGGAGCUUGAUCCGCGCUAGAUCUCAAACACUUCAGUUCUCCCUGACAUUACUUCCGAAUCUAAGGAAGUUUGCCGUUUUCGUACCGCAUUCUAGAGUUCUCUUUUCAUCCCCAGAGCUUUUCAGACCAGGGUGGCAUAAAAUACAUGUAGCCAUAACCAAUGAUACCGUUUACGCUGCUGUAGACUGUAUUGAGUUGGAACCAGAGAGUAUAAGUCCACACGACUUCAGUAACGCGACUUAUAUCACCAUCGUCAGCAACGAUGAUGGGACUCCAGCUCCGAUUGAUCUCCAAUGGUUAUCAUUGAGCUGCAACCGUUACAACCUGACUGAGGAAAGCUGUGAAGAAAUUGAAAUACCCGAAUUUUUGAUAGCAACUUUACCUCCUUUUCCAAUCGGGCCGCCGAAUGUUGACUCAUAUCUGGAACCAACUUGUAACCAAACAUGUCCGCCGGGUCCCGAAGGCCCCCCGGGGGCAAAAGGGGAACAAGGUAUUAGAGGUUAUACGGGAUUGCCGGGAGUACGUGGUUUGCAAGGGCCUCCUGGACCAGAUGGGUCUCCAGGCCCUAAGGGAGAGAAAGGAGAACGGGGACCAGCGGGAAAUGCUGAUAACGUGACAGUUGUUCCUGGACCUCCAGGAAUUGAAGGUCAACGUGGGCCAAAAGGUGAUAAAGGGGCUCCAGGUCUUAAAGGAGAUCCAGGGGAGACAGGGCUGGUUGGCUUGGCUGGACUCCCUGGAAUAGACGGAAGAGACGGUUCGCCGGGUCCCCCCGGUCCUAUGGGGCUUCGUGGAGAACCAGGCCCUGUAGGCCCUCCCGGACCAGUAACUAACAUAAAUGUUCCAUUAACGCAUGGUCAAAAGGGUGAGAGAGGUGUUCCUGGUAAGCCAGGGCGCGAUGGAGAUCCUGGUCCGAUUGGACCACCAGGGCUGGCUGGUGCUGCUGGUAUACCAGGUGUUCAAGGGCCACCAGGUGUACCUGGUAUUCCAGGAGGCAGAGGGUUACCAGGCCUACAGGGAUCUCCUGGCGAAAGAGGUCCAGAAGGACAGCAAGGUCCUGAAGGACAGAGAGGAUUACCUGGAUUACCCGGCCCAUCUGGAAUAAGCACAGCAUCACCUUCUGUUAGUUUACUUGGACCACCUGGACCUCAAGGGGACAAGGGUCAGAAAGGAGAUAGCGGUCUUCCAGGAUUUCCGGGGCGAGAUGGAAUAGACGGAGUUCCAGGCGUCCCAGGACAGAGGGGUCUACCAGGGUUGCCAGCACCCAGUAGUAUAAUUGCUCAGCACCCGUCUAUAUCAGAGAACGAGGUGAGAAAUAUCUGCGAAGACCUGAUCAGAGAACGAUUCAAAGAGCUGGCAGCAUCUUUCGUACAACCAAAUAUAGCCCCAAGUGUGGGUAAAAGAGGACCGCCAGGAAGACCAGGGCCUCCUGGUAACCCAGGAACGCCUGGCGAUUCCGGUCCAAUGGGGCCACGUGGUUAUCCCGGAGAGACGGGAGAGCCUGGAAGACCCGGUGGUCAAGGCCUAAGUGGAGACAAGGGCGAUAAAGGAGAGAGGGGUGCAGAUGGGAUUGGCAUACCAGGACCUGAAGGCCCAGGUGGAUUACCAGGACCGAUGGGACCACCGGGACCGGAAGGGAGAUCUGGUCAACGUGGUGAUCCAGGGAGAGAAGGAGCAAGAGGUCCAAGAGGAGUACCAGGUCCGAGAGGGAGCUGUGAGUGUCCCAAUGUCGGGUACUACGCCUAUUCGCCUCUUGGAAAUAAUAAGGGACCAUAAAAUUGUGUUCAUAUCUUAAUCUUAGUUAGUUUUAUGUUUUUGCUCCAGUCAUUUCGUUUUUUCAAUGUUUUAGUUACCUUGCUUUAUAUAUUUGUAGAUAAAUGUACUUAAGUUACUUA